Messenger RNA from Phaedon cochleariae (mustard beetle), 630 nucleotides. Lineage: Eukaryota; Metazoa; Arthropoda; Insecta; Coleoptera; Chrysomelidae. The record is from the annotation of a GenBank genome assembly.
AUGUUGAAGAGUGAGCAUGUGCUGCUGAUGCUUUCAAUCAUCGCGUCAGUUUCAGCUACUGGCAAUGAUACGAUAGAAUAUGCAGGUGCCUUUUUGAAGCGUAUCGGCUACAUAAAUACAACGGAUAAUGCUGUCACCGAUAUAGAAUCAGCAUUGAUGACAUUGCAAGAGACAUACAAUCUCCCUGUGAGUGAAUCACUGUAUAAUGAAACUAAGCUCCUGCUGAAUAGCCCGCGUUGUUCUGUAGGAGAAAAUAAUUUCAUGAUACAUUCGAAAUGGAACAAAACAAAGUUACUCUGGUAUUUUCCUCAAGCUCAACAGGCGCAUCGUGAUACAGUCAAGAUGGCAUUCGAUAGGUGGAAGGAGCUAUCAAAUUUGAAGUUCGAAAAUGUGCGAAACCCUAGCAGACAGAAACCUGAUAUAACCAUAACUGUUAUUCGAAGAAAUCAUGAUUUCCGAGCAAAUUGUCAAGGCACUUCCAAGUGUCCACAUAAUUUCGACGGUCCCGGGAAAGUUUUAGCUCAUGCAUUUUUCUCAAAUGAAAACAACAAGUGUAUUGAGAUGCAUCUUGAUGCAGAAGAAAAAUGGUAUCUUGGAAAUAGUACUUCUCCUGAUGGCCAAACUAGUUAA